Molecule: messenger RNA, 204 nt
Organism: Thelazia callipaeda (thelaziosis nematode)
Lineage: Eukaryota; Metazoa; Nematoda; Chromadorea; Rhabditida; Thelaziidae
Source: the annotation of a GenBank genome assembly
AUGCUUCUUUUGCCGACACUGUUUAGUUUAUUUGCAUUUGGAACAGUUUUAUUACUUGUACGUCGGAUAUGGACAAAAGAACGACCACGUAUGAAAAAAACUCAGAUUGCUGCUUUCAAACUUUAUGAUCAGUUAUUCCAGUCGUUAGUGCCAAAAGGGCUCAAUGAUAAAUUUUUGAAAUUGGAAGAUUCAAAAUCGAAAUAG